AUGCCAAACCUGACAACUGCCAUAUUGUUUUUUGUCAUAAAUGCCAUUCAAGCAUUAACGAUCUUAGCUGGUAAUGCAUUUGCCAUGCACGUAUUUUGUGCUCGAAGACGCUGCUUGAAGAGAACCGCUUUUCUCUUGAUAAACCUGGCUGUGACGGACUUUCUUAUAGGCGCUGCAACAUUGGUGGAAAUAAUUUACCAUGUGUCACAGGAAGAAACUAUGAAGGGGAUCGUUUACGACGAGCCAAUCUCCGCGAUUCAGAUUUCUUUUUCGUCUUCGUCGUUGUUCUGCUUGGUAGGAAUAUCUUUAGAACGUGUUUAUGCAGUACUCUGGCCGUAUCGUCAUCGAGCUUUGAGUAAAAAAUUUUACAUCGUGAACAUUGCUUUAGCUUGGGUGGCUGGAAUAACUAUUGGUAUAAUUUACGCAAUGGGCGAACUUGAAGUAUUUCGUAAAGAAUUUGGCAUCGCUACCGAAGUAGUACUGUUGUGUUCAUUAGCCGUUUUUGUUGUAUCGUACGCAGCAAUUCGCACCCGAAUGAACAAAACUGUGCCGUCACUCAAUGCUCACAAUCGUCACACAGAGGAACAAAAUAUAAAAUUAUCCCAUACAUUGUUUAUAGUUAAAGCUUUGUCUCUCUUACUUUGGGUUCCCGCCAUAGUACUAUACGGCAUUCAAGUCAUAUGCAACGCUUGUGCAGUUGCUAUCGCUAAGUUACCAAUUGUCUCCAGUGCAAGAGUGUUACAUUUGUCGAAUUCUAUUGUUAAUCCAGUUGUGUACAGUUAUCGGAUGCCUAUGUUUAGAGAAGAGAUUAAAAAAUGCCUGGAAAAAGUUAGAUGUUACAAGAGCGACAACUCAAGUCAGUCUGGCCAGUUGGAAUGUUUUGAUACUCGUCUUUAA
Molecule: messenger RNA, 897 nt
Organism: Stylophora pistillata
Lineage: Eukaryota; Metazoa; Cnidaria; Anthozoa; Scleractinia; Pocilloporidae
Product: adenosine receptor A1-like
Biological process (GO): G protein-coupled receptor signaling pathway
Cellular component (GO): plasma membrane
Molecular function (GO): G protein-coupled receptor activity
Source: RefSeq, a predicted model, not a curated record